Molecule: messenger RNA, 459 nt
Organism: Paramacrobiotus metropolitanus
Lineage: Eukaryota; Metazoa; Tardigrada; Eutardigrada; Parachela; Macrobiotidae
Product: atrial natriuretic peptide receptor 1-like
Exons: 5
Coding region: 1-459 (152 amino acids)
Biological process (GO): receptor guanylyl cyclase signaling pathway; cGMP biosynthetic process; intracellular signal transduction
Molecular function (GO): peptide receptor activity; guanylate cyclase activity
Source: RefSeq, a predicted model, not a curated record
AUGGUUGGGUUUGACAUUUACUGCAAGACGAAAUCUCCUGUGGAGGUGGAGCUGUUUUUGAAUGGAUUGUACACUUUAAUUGAUGGGUGUCUUGCCUCGUUCGACGUGUAUAAAGUCGAAACGAUUAAAGAUGGAUACGUUGUCGCCAGCGGUGUACCAGUUAGAAACGGAAAACAACAUGCUAAGGAAGUUGCUCGAUUUGCUCUGUUAAUGCUGCAGAACUGCAGUGAGGGUAAUCUGAAGAGUUAUUUGCCGAUACGGAUUGGAAUACAUACCGGCUCCAUUGCGGCAGGCGUUGUUGGAUCGGUUAUGCCCCGCUACUGCCUAUUUGGUGACACGAUGAAUACGGCGAGCCGAAUGGAAAGCCAUGGCAAAGGGCAAAGGGAUAAUCAAAACGUUUUGGCUUCUGAGACCAUGAUGAUGGACAGCUGUUAUUACGAUGUGAUUCGUCUGAAAUAA